GAUUUACUACACGAGAAACAGAAGCACAUUGAACAGUUAAUGAUCGAGCGAGAGUUGGAUCGUGAGGACUGCCAGAAUCAGGCGCUACAAUACCAGAAGAAUAUAAACGAGCUGAAGUCCCGAAUAAUUCAAUUGGAGCGCUCGCUGGAUGAUGAACGUAAAAAAUCGGAAGAUUUGCAAUUCUCUAUCGAUGAAGCUACGUACUGUGGUAACGAUGUCCAAUCUCAUGUAUAUAGGGAAAAAAUUAAGGAAUUGGAGAAAAAAUUAACAGAUCUUUCUACAGAAACAGACUCCGCUAAAGACACUUCUACUGCCAUUAUUGCGCCGACUGAAGCAUCCAUUGCGGAGAACGCCAAAAUUAUAUUACAAUUACAACAGCAAAAAGAGGAAUACGAAGCUCGGCUCGUUAACGCUGAAGAUGAGCAAAAAAGAUUGCAGGAAAAUAUACUAUAUCUUCAAAAGGAAAAUGAAGGAUUGCAAAAAGAGCUGGUGUACAAAGAUGAGAGUCUUGAAAAAUUCUCAUUAUCAGCAUGUGGCAUUCAGAAUCUGCGUCAUGAAUUGGAUCUGCUUAAAGAAGAAGCAGAGAAGGAGCGUCAGCAGUUGCUAACUGAUUUUGCUCUUAAACUGGAGGAGAAGGAUAUGCUAUUAAACACAUUGCGCUCUGAACUUACUGCUCAGAAAAAUGCUCUAUCUACGGUAGAGAUAGAACGCUCUAAUAACCAAGAUGAAUAUGAGAUUUUACAGACAGAAUGCAAAAAUCGUGAUUUGCAGUUGCAGGAUGUUAAUGAGCAAUUAGCGAAAUUGAAAUCGGAAUUAAGCAUGCAAAAAGCAGAUAAUGUGACACUAGAGGAACUGGUUAAAGUACAGCAAGACAAACUUUUGCAGGAGAAAAAGCAAAUGACUGAAAAUUUGCAAGAAGUCGAGAAAUUGAAAAAUGAGAUAAUAAGUUUGCGAAAUACUAACGACUCCGCAGAAUUACAGCUUAGAACUGUCAAUGAAGACGUUAAAAAAUUGACUGAAUCGCAGAAAACGUUGGAAGAGCAGUUGUCGGCUGCUACAAGUGUAGAUCAGGAGCAUCUAGAUGCGAUUACACAAUUGAAUAUCGUCAUAGAAGAUAUGAAAAAAAAAAUAAAUGAUGCUACGGUAGAAAAUGAUCGUCUAAAUGCAGAGCUUAGAAAAGAACAAGAAUUGAAAAUUAUUGCCGCCGUUACAGAAGGAGAACUUCGAAAGCUUUUAAAAGAUCAGCAACAAGAACAUACAGAAAGCCUAGAAGAAUUAAAAAAAUCGAAUACAACUCUGACCGAAAGUCGAGAAAGUGAUCAACGAAAAUUACAGGAAUGUCUAGAUGAGAAAAUGAAAAAGAUUGAGGCUCUUAACAUCGAGGUUGGUCAAUUAAAACAAGGCUUAAAGCAACUUGAAUCGAAUUCCUCGAUGACCGAACAAGAAUUGAAUUCAAAGAUCGAAGAAUUUAAGUUAAAGGAGCAAACCCUUCUGGAAGAUUUAAGAACUAAAGAAAAUGCUUUAAAGUCUCAAACGGAGGCAUGUGCGGAUCACGAUCGUGUAAUAGCAGAGAAAAUAGAGUGCCUUAAUACGACCAUGAGUGCUCUUGAAACCGCAAAUAAUGACUUAAAUAAACAAAAGCAAGAGCUAGCGCUAACUUUAAACAAAUAUUCUGAUUUAAACAUCGCAAAUAAAUCACAAGAAGAGCAGUGUGCACAGCAGCAACUUGAAAUUGGAAAUUUAACGCGCAAGCUAGAUAGCCUCAAUACAAAAUGUGAAAGUCUGAAAACUCAAAAUGGGACUCUUGAAAAUGAACUUAAUUCUUCCCGUUCAAUUAUUUGUCAACUUGAGGAUGAGAUUAGUAGACUUAAAGAUAAACUCGCUAUGCAUCAGAAGAAUUUACUAGAAACUGAAGGAAGAAAUAAUGAUGAACGGUUGAAGUUAGAAAGUCAGAUAGAAGAGAUUAUUCAGAAAUUUACAAAUGUUUCAAAAGAUUUGGAAGAAGAGCGCGCAAUCACUGAGCAAACACGCAACGAGAUAUCAAAAAAAAAUGAUCAAUUGACUGUUCUUGAGGAAAAGAGUAUUAAACUCGAGUUGACACUUAGUGACGAAAAACGUCAGCAGGAGAAUUUGCAAAGCAAAUAUGAAUCUAUGGUUGAGCAGAAUAAAACACUUGAAAAUGAUUUGAACACACUCCGUACAUCAUCUACAGAUUCAAACACUGAACUUUUGAAAAUGUCGCAAAUGGUGACACUGAAACAAAAGGCUUACGAUGAACUAUUGGAUAAAACUAACAUGGAGCGCAUUAGUCUCGAAGGGCAGUUAGAGGCCAGUAAACAACGCCUGGAGAUAUUGUGUAGCCAAGUAGAGUUGCUUACGCAGGAAAUGAAAAGUGCUACCGAGGAGAAUAUCAAGCGCGUAGAAAUUCUUAAGCUGGAACAAGAAAAAUGUGGUAAACAGGAGCUAGAAUUAAGCGAGUUAUCACGCAAAUUUGAAGCACUUACUGCGAAAUAUGCGAGAAUAGAGAAUGAAAAUGAGAAUCUUCAAAGAGAUUUGGCAACCUUGCGGAACACGUCAACCACUUCUGGUGCACUUGUAACCAAAUUGACUGAGGAGCUUACUCAAAACCAGAAAACUAUGCAGGACUUAACAGACAAAUCAACUGCUGAUCGCUUGCAACUUAGCAAUCAAUUGCAGGACCUAGAACAGCGACUUGAAGCUAAACUUCGUGAAACGGAUCUGUUAAGAGGUGAAUUGCAAGAAGCAAUAAAAUCAAAAGACAAACAAGCAGAAGAGUUUGAGUUAUUGAAAUUUGAAAUGCAAGCACAGUCAACAUCUCAGUUAGAUAUCUUGAAGGAGAAAGAAUCGACCGAGCAAAAAAAAAUUAUCGAAACUUUCCAAGCGCAGCUAAAGGAUGCAGAGCAGAGUAAGGCCAAGUUAGAUGAGGCUAUUUGCAGUCUACAACAACAAAUAAAACUUCUACAAGAUGAAUUACUAAAGUCUCAACUAGAUUUUAAAGCAAAGGAGGAUGAACUAGGUAAAAAAAUCAUUAAUUUAUGCAACGAGGGUGAAGAGAUACGUGAGGUAUUACGUCAAACCAAAUUGGAUGGUUCAAAUUCACUCAGCACUUUAGAGUUAGAAAAGUUGGAACUACAUAAGACAAUAGAGAGUUUGCAAUCAGAACUAAAAACAAUCGAAGAUGAACUGAGAAAAAGUCGUAGUGAAAUCGAACAGUUAAAAAAAGCUGAGUCAAGUGUACUUCACGAUGCCAAGGAGUUCCAAAAAGAAAUUGAAUCAUUGAAAGGUGCAUUAGAUGUUGCGAACACUGAAGCCCAAUUUAGAACGAAAAUGGCAGAAGAGGACAAAAGUAAGAUAGAGGAAUUGAGGAAAAUGGUGGACACGGUGCAAGCAGUCAACACAAAUAUUUCAGCAACCAAUGCGGAGAUGUCGCAUGCACUGCAGUCCUUAGAACAAGAAAAAUGUGAAACAGCCCAUAUAUUCGAACUUUUUGAAAUGGAAUCUGAUCAAAAUAUGGAAAAACUUGGUGAAAAGCUGGUCGACUUGAAGCAGAAAUUAAUUGAUGCGCAAGCUCACAUUGAACAAAAAUCCGCAAUUAUAACGGAAAAAGAAAGUGAACUGUCCAGUAUCUUGGUUAAAUUUGAAGCAUCACAAACGGCUUUAGUAGGAUUACAGAGCACAUUAUUAGAUCAGACCACAAAAAUCUCUGAAUUGAAUACUGCAAAUACGGAAUUAGAAAAACUAGUUUAUGAAAAAAAAGAUUUAUUAGAACAACAAGCAGCCUUGCGAAGUCAACUCGACGAAUAUAAACAAGUAGUUAACGAAAUGGAUAAUGAAAGCACGGCUAAGAACGAGGCGCUACACCAGCUGCAGGAACGCGUCAAAGAGUUAGAAGAAGAAAACUUGCGCAACAUGGAAUUUCAAGAAAGAUUAAAUAGUGAUAACGUUAAAAUACAACGAAAACUUGAGAUUCUUGAUUUAGAAAAAACUCGUGAAAUGGUUGCUGCACAAAGUCGGAUCAAUGAAUUACAAGCAUUAAAAGUAUUGAAACCAAAUAAUUCAGCAACUGCUGAUGUGCCAAAAGAGGGUGAAGAACCAGAAGGCAACUUAGCACAAAUAAACUUCCUGAAUUCUAUAAUUGCGGACAUGCAAAAGAAAAAUGACUCUUUAAAGGCUAAGAUCGAAGCACUGGAAGCGUUACCCACAGACUUUACUCAACCAAAAGCUUUUGAAUUAAUCGCUAAGCGGAAACCAGCUCCUCGUGUUUUCUGUGAUAUUUGCGAUGAAUUUGACAAACACGAAACCGAAGACUGCCCUCUUCAAGCAUCCGAUGAUCGAGACUACUCACCUCCACCGUUGACCGAAGCGACAGAAAGAAAGGUCCGGAAAUUACCAGAACCACGAAAAUACUGUGAAACCUGUGAAGUUUUCGGUCACGUAACAGGUGAAUGCGCUGAGGACGAGUGGUAGCAAAACUUUAUUUACUAUAUACAAAUGUAUUAUACAUAUGUUUACCUAAUAACUAAUGAUAUUGAACUUUUCGACUUUUUCAAUAUGCAUACAUAUAUAUUUUUAAAUAUUAUGCGUUUGUGAUAAAUAGUUGAGGACUAAACCUUAUUGUUUGCUACUCAUGUGCGUGUACAUAUGUAUGUACAUAAUUCUCUUCUUUCACUUGGUCGUACAAGCACUUGUAAAGAAGUAUAGCUAAAAUUUAUAUUUGUUGAUUCUAAUAUAAUUUUAUGAAUUCUUUAACUAAUACAAAUUUUAGAUUUGCAAAGAACUAAAGAAAUAAAAACACUCUUUGUGUCAUUACUAUUACUGUAAAAUAUCUGCUUAAAACUAGUUUGUUAUUUGUAAUUUUACACGCUACAUGUAACAAAAUAUAUUUUGUUGUUAAUCGCCGAUUAUGUUGUGAUUUACUUUAUUUAAAUGUGCAAUUGAAAUAUGUAGAUAGGGACAAAUUUUUUAACAAAUAAUUAAAUUAUAUCAUUUCGUUAUAGAUAAAUAUGCGGUACAUUUUUAAACGUUUUAAUUAACUUAUUCAUGGGCAAGCUAGAAAUUUAAUUUUAUAUUAAGUAACCCGAAGAAAUUUGGUAUUGCAAAAUAUAUCCAUUUGAACAGUAAAAAAUUAUCAUUGUAAGAUAUGUGAAGAGAUUUGUGGAGAUAUAAUUUUUUUCUCAUUCCAAAAUGUAUUCCUUUAAUCCUGCAGGAGGUUCUGACGGAGGUGUUUUUCGUAAAAUCAUUGUAAAUUUUGUAAUAUACAUAUGUACAUAUAUAUUGUCAAUAUAAAAUUGAUAACUCAACAGCCGAACCUAUUUGGCUGAAAAUUGGUGAGUAGGUAGUUUGUAACCUCGGCAUGCAUGCUACUUUUUAUUGUUUUAGGUGAAAAGUAAAAACAAUUCAUAUACAUAUAACAAAAUUGUAUUUCAAAUCAUAAUCACGUUUCCAUAUAUUAAUGUAAAAAUCAUUUGAAUAUUUUUUGCCCAAAAAAGCAAAAACAAAAUAAUAUUACACAACUACUGACAGGGUACAGUAAUAUUUGUUUACAUAUGUACAUAUAUGGUACAUAGUGAUAGUUGUUACUGCACAAGAAAAAGUUGAAUCAUAAUUUCCGAUGAUUUCAUAAUAGCUCACGAAUAAUCCUGAAGCAUUGCACAGAACAAUGCAAUAUUUAAACGGUAAAAAUUAAGUUUAUGUUACUUACGUGCACCACUAUCUAGGUUUCAGACGUCAAUUUUGCAAUUACAUAAAUGUGGAACCAAACAUUACCAUAUAAUUAGACAUAGGGCGUGCGACGCGCCCUUUUUUGCUCUACUCCUGCAUUUUUAUACACUAUAAGAAGAAGCAUACAUAUGUAUGUAUGUGUAACGAUAUUCGAUGCAGUAUUAUGCGAAGACUGUGACAUAUUUUACGUAUAAUUUAUUUAAAGUGAUAGCAUAUUUGUGAAAAUGUUGUUACAUCAUACGUACUAAUGUACGUACAUACAUAUGCACUAUUCCUUAAGUGAUUUACGAAGUCAGUAAAAAUGUAGAUUGCUAACUUAGCUAUUCCAUUGUUAUCGUGAUUAAUGAUAUCUUUGACAUCAAGGAGCGAUCAGAGCUGAUGAUUUAGGCUAGUUAUUUAAAAAAUUUCAAAUAUAUUAUAUAUAUAAACAAUUUUUACUGACAUUUGUACAUAAACUUAUAUGUAAGCAUUUAUAAAACUGUUUAAGAACUACGUAGGCGAUCAGAAAAUUGUUCCUAAUGGAGUGCUUGUGUUAGAAUGUGAGUACCAUUUGCUAAUAAUUGCCAAUCUCUAGAAGCUGCUCAUUUGUCGGAACCGUCGAUAGGAACUUUUUUAUUUGACCGAAUGGAACCAAACAUGACAAAACUGCUUAAAUAAUUAAUACAUCCUAAAAUAGCGAUAUAAUUGAAUUUGUUAACUUCAUACUUACUUGAAAGUUUAUAAAAUAUUCUACAUAAAUUUUUAUUGCAAUCAUGUUAUUGAAAUAAUUCUGCCAUUUUUACAUAUUAAAUAAAACAACUGUAACUCAAA
Molecule: messenger RNA, 6552 nt
Organism: Bactrocera dorsalis (oriental fruit fly)
Lineage: Eukaryota; Metazoa; Arthropoda; Insecta; Diptera; Tephritidae
Gene: CLIP-190
Product: restin homolog
Source: RefSeq, a predicted model, not a curated record